Molecule: messenger RNA, 1902 nt
Organism: Venustampulla echinocandica
Lineage: Eukaryota; Fungi; Ascomycota; Leotiomycetes; Helotiales; Pleuroascaceae
Exons: 2
Coding region: 1-1902 (633 amino acids)
Source: RefSeq, a predicted model, not a curated record
AUGGGUGUAGUAGCUACGGGCUCUGCCAUCCAUCCAAACACAACAUCUCUCACUUCCCUCCGGAGCACUGCUAGUCGUCCCGUCUCUUUAGGUGCGGCCGUUUCCAGUAUCCGGAGCUCUGCUAUCCAUCCAAACACAACAUCUCUCACUUCCCUCCGGAGCACUGCUAGUCGUCCCGUCUCUUUAGGUGCGGCCGUUUCCAGUAUCCGGAGCUCUGCCAUCUCGAGCACAAUUCCUACCUCUUCCGGUACGAGUCCAUCGGGCACGGUGCCCGCCAGCAGCCUUUCCACCUCAAGCGGAAGCUUCUCAAGCCAAAGCCCCCUCACGAGUUCAUCGAGCCAAAUCACAUCAAAAAAUGACACAGCUACUGUCUUUGGUUCAUCGUCGAAAUCCUUGCCAUCGGGCUUGUCGACAGGGUCUCAAUCAUCAACUGGAUCUCAGCCAGCAACCACGUUAGCCUCAGCAACUACAUCUCAAUCAGCGUCAUCCGGAUCGUCCUCAUCUUCCUUGCGGUCUUCUUCCAUUUCAACAGGACCAAUUAUAACGACCGUGACUACAAGUGGAAGUACCCAAAUCUUGACUCUCCUACCCUCUAGCAUCACAUCGCCUCCAACUCUUGUCAUAAAUUGGAGUACGGUGAUACCUACUACAACAUCUGGAGUGUCGUCGGCAACUCAUGAUUCACAUGGAUGGCCAAUUAUUCCCGCUGUUAAUUGUUGGUUCUGUCCUCCAAGUGGAGGUGUUGGAGGUAUUGGCUUUGUUAUUCCCGGCAUCACAGGUCCUGGCAUCCUGCCUCCUCCCCCGCCUGGAGUCGAACCGCCUCCAGGAUUCUCGUCAAACAUGCCAUCUAUUACGUUGGAUUCGGCUGGGGAUCCUACUUAUGAAUCAACAGAGCCUACUAGCCAGCCUACCAAUUCUGCCUCUACAAAUACAAAAUCGUCGUCGAGCUCCUGUACCAGCACUACCACCGGAUAUGAUUUAUACGUUACCUGCACUUCAGUCACAAGUACGGCGCUAUUGACAUCAUUCGGUUCGGCAAGCUGUGAAACGUCCAAGGUUACAACAACGGGAUGCGAUGUGACAACGACGGCUUCAACAACAACCGUGGGUGCUUGUCCUUUGAGCGCAUCAGCAAGUAUCAGCGCAGUAUACCUCAGUGAGCGUGCCGCCGCUGGCACAGUCGUUUCGGGAACAACAUACCCAUUGGCUCUGUGGCCAACAGAGGAUUCAGUCUCGUCGUCCCUCGCUGUUCCCACCUCUGGAAGUUCAUCUGGAAGUUUAUCUGGAAGUUCGGCGUCUAGCACCUCGAGUGUUGCAUCUACUUUAGCGACCUCAACAUCUAGAAGUCCUUUGUCCUCUGCACCACUAUUAACAACGCCACCACCAACGCCACCGCCAACAACAACAACAACAAGUACUGCACCAACCGGCCCCACAGGAUUCCAUCUCGUCGCGCUUAGGUGCAGCGCGGCCACCUGCAAAGAUACACUUGAGAUUGUCCCAUCCGCCCAGGAUUCAUGUGGCACAAUAGCCCAAAACCAGAAGGCCUGGUGGGGAGGAGCGUUCCCUCAUCCUGCCGAGGAACAAACCGAGUCCGCUGCCGAUCAGAUCCCACCUUUCUCGGUACUUAAGGAUAGCAACGACUUUGACCUCAUCUAUGCAUUUGGAAAUGACUUUUCCGCGGAUCUUUGCGGGCUGCCAAAGCUUAACUUUACUUUUACGCAAAGCAGUAGUACACAAUGGACUUGGUUGGACACGGAUAAUAACUCCGGGACCUGCUACGAUAAUACUGGAUCCCAGGCUUCGACUUGUAGUCACAGCGACUUAACGUACACAGCACAGGAACUAUUGGUCUGUGUACAACCGAAUAACCCAAGUUACUGCGCUAGCGUCAGCGUAUAA